This is a messenger RNA of Physella acuta, 527 nucleotides long. RefSeq lists its product as uncharacterized. The record is from RefSeq and is a predicted model, not a curated record. Lineage: Eukaryota; Metazoa; Mollusca; Gastropoda; Physidae.
CGUCAAAGAUGUCAGCUGUAUUAAAGAAACCAGUUGAGGUUGUAGUAUUCAACAAUCCCCAAAAAUCAGCCAAGAAACAUCAUCAAGAAAAACAGCUGUUGCAGAAAAUUACUGAAGGAAAUCCACAGCCCUUAAUUUAUAACCAGAAAAAGGCAAAAUAUGAUAUAAGGAAACUGGGAAUAAGUGGGAUGGACAAACAAACUAAACACAGUGCAAUGGUUGAUCUGCUUGUAGAAUUAGGAGCCAAGCCUCGAAAAAACCGCUGCUAUCACAUCAAAGAAUAUACUAAAAUGAUCAAGGAGAAGAAGAAAGAAGAAGCGAGCAAAGGUUUACCUGAGAACAAUAAAAAGGGCAGAAGUAAAAGAAAACGAGAUAAAGAUGAUAUACUGAAGGAUCUUGAUGGUCAAACAGGAUUUUUCAAAGGUGGAGUUCAGUUUGUAAAACGUUUUAAAUCCUGACAAUUUUUUUUCAAUUAAAAUUAAAUGAACUAUAAUGUUUAAUAAAGAUGUGAAACAAAAAAAAAAAAA